Molecule: messenger RNA, 1086 nt
Organism: Aspergillus fischeri NRRL 181
Lineage: Eukaryota; Fungi; Ascomycota; Eurotiomycetes; Eurotiales; Aspergillaceae
Product: putative L-serine dehydratase
Exons: 3
Coding region: 1-1086 (361 amino acids)
Biological process (GO): L-threonine catabolic process; L-serine catabolic process
Molecular function (GO): L-serine ammonia-lyase activity; threonine deaminase activity; pyridoxal phosphate binding
Source: RefSeq, a predicted model, not a curated record
AUGGGUCUCAUUACAAUGCAGAAGCCGUGGAUAGAAACGCCUCUGAUCGAGUCAGCAGCACUAUCCAAGGUAGCUGGAUGCAGAAUCUUUUUAAAACUCGAACUCCUCCAGCCGUCUGGAUCCUUCAAAUCAAGGGGUAUCGGCAACCUAAUCCGCUCUGCACUUCUCGACCCAGAGAACAAGGACAAGCAACUUCAUUUCUACAGCUCUUCAGGAGGUAAUGCAGGCCUGGCCGCCGUAAUCGCAGCCCGGGACCUAGGCUAUCCCUGCACAGUCGUCGUACCAUUCAGCACGAAGCCGAUGAUGAUCAGCAAAUUGCGGGCGGCGGGUGCUGCUGACGUGAUUCAGCAAGGAGCUAGCUGGUUCGAUGCAGACACCUACUUGCGGAAGAACUACAUCUAUAAUCAGGAUACCCAGCACUCCUCGCGGAGAAACAUCUACCUAUGUCCGUAUGAUCAUCCAGAGAUCUGGAAGGGCGCUGCGACAAUGGUAUCUGAGAUGGUCGACCAGCUACCUCCGCGAGAUCCCUCGUCAACAUGCAACUUUCCAGCUGAUGCGAUUGUAUGCAGCGUUGGCGGUGGGGGGCUGUUCAAUGGAAUUGUCGAAGGGGUCGACAGUCAUCUGCAAUCACAAGCGAUGAAUGGAAAGGGAAACGCUCGACAAAAUGUCAAGAUCCUGGCCGCAGAGACCCACGGUGCGGAUUCGCUGGCGCUUUCGCUACGAAACGGGACUCUUCAAUCGCUUCCCGGUAUCACCUCGCUCGCGACCUCCCUCGGCGCUGUUUGUGUCGCUGAAAAGACCUUCCAAUACGCAAGCUCACCUCCUGCUGGCAUUGACGUAGCAAGUGUUGUGGGCUCUGAUGCCGAGGCCGCUCGGGGUGUUCUUCGAUUGGCUGAUGAUCUCCGGCUACAAGUUGAACUGGCAUGUGGAAUAUCAGUAGAGGUUGCUGUGGGAGGACGAUUGAGAGACAUUAUACCGGAUCUUACUCCGAACAGCAGGGUGGUCAUUGUGGUUUGCGGAGGAAGCAAUAUCACGGCUGAGAUGAUAGCAGAGUAUCGUCUCCAACUCGAGAGUGGUUGGAAUUAG